AAUGCCGCCAUUAGUGACGGCCCCUUCUUCUUCUCUCUCUUCCUUCCGCCAUUAAUACCUUCCAUUAAAUUUCUUCACACACAAAAUCACUUUCCCCCUUCAAUCUUCACAACCCAAUAUAUAUAACGGAUUCUAUUCCCUCUCCCCUUUCUACCAUUGGUGAACUUACUCUUUCUCACAAUCAUUCAAACUCUCUGUUUAUCUCUCUCUCUCUCUCCCUCUCUUUGUCUCCAUGGCUGCUGAUGUCACAACCUUUAUCAGGACUUUGAACGGAUACGAAGAUCAGAAGAAGCAGAAGACGACGACGAUGGAAUCAGCCGGAACAUCGUCGGCGGCGCUGAUUACCCGUGAUUUGCUUGGAGGUUGUUCGACGCUUGAUUCUAAAGAACUUGACCUAGACUUGCAGGUUCCAUCUGGUUGGGAGAAGCGACUCGAUCUGAAGUCUGGGAAGGUAUACAUCCAAAGAUGCAAAUCACCAAACAAUUCACCAUCUCUAUCAACAGAGAGCAAAAAACAUCAAACAUCCUUAAAGCUAGAAGACAUAAACUUCCCACCUCAAUCCAAGAAAAAACCAGUUCUCAAUCUAUUGGAUGAUACAAGCUUAGGUCUCAGGCUCUUCCCAUCAUCUUCAACCACUAUUUAUCAGAGUGUUUGUACUCUAGACAAGGUGAAAUCUGCACUUGAAAGAGCUGAAAAGGAAACUAAGAAGAAGAGAUCAGCCUCAUGGUCGAAAUCCUCAUCACCACCUUCAAAUUCAUCAUGUUCUAUAAUGGCUUUGGAGGAUGUUGAUGAGGAGAAAUCAGUCUCUUCAUUCGCUGCCGGUUGCCCGGGUUGUCUUCUUUAUGUGCUCAUAUCGAAGAGUAAUCCUCAAUGCCCUCGAUGCCAUACACAUGUUCCUUUGCCUGAAGUAGCCAAGAGAGCAAGGAUCGAUCUUAACAUAUCGAUAUGAAGAAGGUUGUUCUAGAAAUUCAAUCAUGGUCUUCACUUUUGUAAAUGAUAAUUGAUCAAAGUUUGUUUUAUUAUUAUAAGGAAAAUAGAAAUAGGUGGUCGGAGUAUACUUUAUUUGAAACUUAUCUCAUCCCUCUCCUUUACUAUAACAAAAUCUUCAAUACAGUUUUUCUUUUCUAUUGUGUUCUUAU
Molecule: messenger RNA, 1139 nt
Organism: Impatiens glandulifera
Lineage: Eukaryota; Viridiplantae; Streptophyta; Magnoliopsida; Ericales; Balsaminaceae
Exons: 2
Coding region: 233-949 (238 amino acids)
Source: RefSeq, a predicted model, not a curated record